Cuculus canorus (common cuckoo) is the source of this 4037-nucleotide messenger RNA. It is a transcript of the gene XPC, whose product is annotated as XPC complex subunit, DNA damage recognition and repair factor. Gene Ontology annotation, molecular function: damaged DNA binding; single-stranded DNA binding. The transcript is spliced from 16 exons. Gene Ontology annotation, biological process: mismatch repair; nucleotide-excision repair. Bases 38 to 2932 code for a protein of 964 amino acids. Gene Ontology annotation, cellular component: XPC complex; cytoplasm; nucleus. The record is from RefSeq and is a predicted model, not a curated record. NCBI's taxonomy places the organism in Eukaryota, Metazoa, Chordata, Aves, Cuculiformes, Cuculidae.
CUUUCAAACCGCGUCCCGCGCUCUCCCGCGAGGCUUUAUGGCCCCUCCCCUUCCCGGGGUGGGGCCGGCACGGGCCGCGCUCGCCAUGGCGAGGAAGCGGCCGGGGUCGCCCCGUCCGGUGGCAGCCAGGAAGCGGCGCUCGGGGGGGCCGAGGGGGCACGAUGAUUUUGAAGAGCAAAAGGCCAAUAUAAAGAAGAAUAACUCAAAAGCUCCAGCUAGGAAGAAGGAAGAAGAUUGUGAUACUGGAGUUUCCAACUCAGCAAAUAAAGCUGCAAAACGAAAAGGGGCAAAAUCACCAAUAAAAGAAAACAAAAAACCUACUAGAAGUAAAGGGAAUCAAAACAAAGAAGAAACAUGCAGUGACUCACUGAAGACCCCUGAGAAGGAGAUAAAGUUGGAGACAGAAUCUCCUGUUAAUAAAGAGAUGGAUGAAGGCAACACUGACAAUGAUGAUGAUGAAAGUGAAGAUGAAUGGGAGGACGUGGAAGAACUCCAGGAACCUGCCACAGAUGACUUAAAAGGUGCUGCUGUUCUUCCAGCAUCAAGCAAUCCUGUUGAGAUAGAGAUUGAAACACCAGAGGAGAUGAAGAAAAGAGAGAGGAGAGAAAAAAGGAAAGCCGAGUUUGAGAUGUACCUUCGGAGAAUUAUGAAACGUUUCAGCAAGGAGGUUCGUGAAAACACACAUAAGGUUCACCUCUUGUGUUUAUUAGCGAAUGGUUUCUAUAGAAACAGGAUCUGCAGCCAGCCAGAUCUUCAUGCCAUUGGCCUGUCCAUCAUCCCCACCCACUUUACAAAAGUGCCUGCAAACCAAGUGGACCUUCUCUACCUUUCCAACUUGGUGAAAUGGUUUGUCGGAACCUUCACUGUCAAUGAUGAGCUUUCCACUGAAAAAGGAGAGCCCCUUCAGUCAACCUUGGAGAGGCGGUUUGCCAUCUAUGCUGCACGAGAUGAUGAAGAGUUGGUUCAUAUAUUUUUAAUUAUUCUGCGAGCCUUGCAGCUGCUGUGCCGUCUUGUGCUGUCUUUCCAGCCUAUUCCUCUCAAGGAGACAAAGGGAAAAAGCUCAUCCAAGAGGCAGUCUCUCAGUGGUACCUCUGAAGGGCAGGAAAGCUCUGCCACAACACCAAAAUCUCUGGAAAAAAAAUGCCCCUGCAGAAAAGCCAAGCAGGAUGAAAAAUCCUCAGAAAGCAAAGAAGACAGCAAGGAGUCAAAGAAAUGCAAAACUGCUCAGACCAAAAGGACACACAAGUCAAAGUUCACUGCAGGCAGCCAGGAACAGAAGGAAUCCAGUAAUGAAGAGAGCAGUUUAGCGGAAAAAGAUGUGCCAGUCAGGACCAAGAAUGAUCGCCGGAGACGAGUGGCCUCCAAAGUGUGUUACAAAGAAGAGAGUGGAAGUGAUGAGGGCAGUGUUUCAGACUUUGAGAUUUCAGAGGAGGACAGUGAUCUCUCUGAUGAGGAUUUUGAAACAGUCCCUAAAAGGCGCAGGAGCUCACUGGGCUCCCAGAUGUCAAAGGCAACAGCUAUAAAAAGCCCAAAACCUGCAACUUCAGAAUCAAGGCUAUCCAAAAAUACAUGUGAAGCUGAGCCUAGGCCAGCAAAAAGCGCAGCUCCACCUUUGCCUCAUGCACAGAGAAAGAGAAACAAAAUAAUUUCCAGUGAUGAGGAUGAUGGACAGCAGGAGGUAAGGAAGGUGAAUGGCACAGACCAGUGGCUGGAGGUUUUCCUGGAACGUGAGGACAAGUGGGUGUGUGUAGACUGUGUUCAUGGCAACAUUGGACAGCCCCAGCUGUGCUUCACAUAUGCCACAAAGCCGCUUUCCUAUAUUGUGGGAUUUGACAACGAUGGGAGUGUCAGGGAUGUGACGCAAAGAUAUGACCCAGUGUGGAUGACCGUAACAAGGAAAAGUCGCGUGAACCCCGAGUGGUGGGAAGGCACCCUGCAGCCAUAUAAAAGUCCCUGUGUGGAAAGAGACAAGAAGGAAGAAAAUGAGUUUCAAGUUAAGCUUCAAGAUCAGCCUCUACCAACAGCAAUUGGAGAGUACAAAAACCAUCCUCUUUAUGCACUGAAGAGGCACCUCUUGAAAUACCAGGCAAUCUAUCCUGAGUCAGCUGCUAUCCUAGGGUACUGCAGGGGUGAAGCAGUCUACUCCAGAGACUGUGUACACACGCUGCACUCUAAGGACACUUGGCUAAAGCAAGCUCGAGUGGUGAGGAUUGGAGAAGUGCCUUACAAGAUGGUGAAAGGCUAUUCCAACCAGGCCAGGAAGGCCCGCCUUGCAGAGCCUGCAAACCAGGACAAAGCGGACCUGGCACUGUUUGGUCGCUGGCAGACAGAGGAGUAUCAGCCACCCAUAGCAGUGGAUGGAAAGGUUCCCCGGAAUGAAUAUGGAAAUGUUUAUCUCUUCCUACCAUCCAUGUUACCCAUUGGCUGUGUGCAGCUGAGACUCCCAAACCUGAACAGACUGGCGCGGAAGCUGGACAUUGACUGCGUUCAGGCCAUCACUGGAUUUGAUUUUCACGGCGGCUACUCACACCCAGUUACCGAUGGCUAUGUUGUCUGUGAGGAGUAUAAAGACAUCCUCCUUGCUGCCUGGGAGAAUGAACAAGCAGAAAUAGAAAAGAAGGAGAAGGAGAAGCGUGAGAAGAGAGCUCUGGGGAAUUGGAAGCUGCUGACAAAAGGCCUUCUCAUCAGAGAGAGACUGAAGCAACGCUACUCCAUCAAGACUGAGCCAUCAGCAUCUGAGGCAGAGAAAGGAGCUGGAUUCUCUUCUGAUGAAGAAGGAGGUCCAAGUUCAGAGACUGCAGUAGAGAAUAUGGCCAUUUCUUGGCCCCAGAACCGCCAGUUAGAGAAAAAGAAAGAAGAGAAGACAACCAGAAAGACCAAGCGAGAAAAGAUAGGAGAAGCGGCACAGUUGUUCCCUUUUGAGAAAUUGUGAUCAAACAAGCGUUUCUUUGCUGUAUUUAGAUACAAGAACAAUAGCCACAACAAAAGUAUCCUUUUCCAGUUAAGGACUUAGUCUUCUUGUGCACUUGGAUUUCUGAGCUAUCAGGGACCAGCUGUAAUUCAGUAUCAAGAGUUUCCUCAUCCUUCCAUCCCUGGACUUAAGAGUUAAGUAGAUGUUCAGUUGUACCUUCUGAGAAGAUCACUUUGAGCUGCUGGGGUUUCUUUGCUCUCUGUUGUAUCACUCAGCACUAAUAAUGCUGGUUUUGAGGGAUUCCUUUCACCAACACUGCCUUUCCCACUUUCCUCCCUUCCAUUUUUUCAUCCUUCCCAGAACUAAAGCAUGCAGUUGCUGUUGAACAGCCUGUGGUCAGCUGGCCAAGGGACUAAUGCCCUCUUUGCUUCGUACUUUAAUCAAAGCAGUGGUGAGGUAGAGUUCUGAUUUUACUGUGUCAUCAUCAGAGAAGGGGAAAUACUUCCGUUAAGGUGUAAAAAUAAAAAUGCAAUCAAGAUUUGGAAGAAUACAUAAAUUUGCUUUCUAAAGAAUACCCGCCCUCUGUGAAAACUCAGUUUUGGCUUUUCAGCCUGCAGUCGUCUUCCUUUACUUCCAGAAGUCUUGUGCAUUAGAAGGAAGAAGCCCUGUCCUCAUUUCAAUCUUAAGCUUAAAUGGGUUUUCUUAAAUAAUUUGAAUAUAUGCAUAUUUGUUUCAGUUUUGUUUAUCAAGACCAUGUGGAUACAUUUUAGAGCAAUCCAUCUAAAACUGCCCAUGCGUCUUUGUCAGAAACAGAAUUCACUGAAACCACAGAGCUCUUGUAAAUGUAAGCCAGUACCCGAGCAUUUAAAUACUCUUAAAGAAACGUUAAAUCCACACAAGCUUUUCCUGCAGUUCUGUAUUAGAAAUACUGAUCUGUGUUCUGCAGUUUUGUUAGAGCUAACUAAAUUACACUGAUGCUAUUUAAAAAUGGGGGAAUAGUCUAGGUAUUGGUGGACAUGGUCAUAGACGAAAGACUAAAAUGCAAGAAAAUCACAUUUAAUUAUGUUCAGAAAAAAUCUAUUUUUGUACUGUAUUUGUAGAACAAAAUAAAGUAUGGAAAAAAGAG